UAUCGCUGACUUGAUUAAAGAAAAACAACAAAUGAAUCUCUCUAAGAGUUUUCUUGGAGUUGGGAGUAUCGCUGACUUGAUUAAAGAAAAACAACAAAUGAAUAUAAUAAGAAAUGGGAGGUGGGGUCGGCGCCGUCCCUACACUCUGCCGUAUUCAAGGUUCGAUGGCCAUCGCCGAGUUGAUAUUUACUAGUCUAUAAAAUAGAGGGAAUGAGUGAGGUAAAGAAUCAGAAAGCAGGAGAAAGAUGAUUUCAAUGUUGUUUCCGCGGUCGUCUUUGUGCACAGCAGCCAUAGUGUUCUUCUAUACAUAUGUGUGCAUUCCCUUGGGGAGGUUGAAGAAGAAUGGUGGUGAUGCCGACGCGCAUGAUGAUGAUGAUGGUUACCACCUAGUGCGAGUGAUGUUUGGGGACAAGGAAGAGGAGAAGGAAUUUUGCUGUCCCAUAUGCCUUGUGGAGUUUGAGGCUGAGGAUGUGGUGACUUAUCUUCCCAGAUGCUCUCAUCUCUUCCAUAUUAAUUGCAUUGAGCCUUGGCUUCUCCGUGGCCAUCUCACUUGCCCUCUCUGCAGAUCAUUUGUAUUGGCUCCAACUCCUCCUACCCGCAAUGUCAAUAAUGCCCCCUCCUCUUCCACCUUGUAUCUCUCUAUCUUCUUCUUUUUCUGUCUCUUUCUCCAUCUACUUGGAUACUUGUAGCUUACCUUCCUUGUUAACUCACCCAUUCAUUAUACUAUAUUGUUUGUCUUA
This is a messenger RNA of Capsella rubella, 740 nucleotides long. Its product is annotated as RING-H2 finger protein ATL18. The coding region runs from base 246 to 689 and encodes 147 amino acids. Lineage: Eukaryota; Viridiplantae; Streptophyta; Magnoliopsida; Brassicales; Brassicaceae. The record is from RefSeq and is a predicted model, not a curated record. The transcript has a single exon.